AUGUCGAAUUUGUCGAAGCUUGAGUUUGUGGCACUUGAUAUCUCGGGAAAGAAUUACCUAUCAUGGGUACUUGAUGCUGAAAUUCACCUAGACGCCAAAGGUCUUGGUGCCACUAUUACUCAGGAUAAUACAACAUCAAGUCAGGACAAAGCGAAGGCAAUGAUUUUCCUUCGUCAUCAUCUGGAUGAAGGAUUGAAGGUUGAAUACCUGACAGUGAAAGAUCCACUUGAAUUGUGGACUGGUUUGAAGGAAAGAAUUACUUCCCAACUGAAAUUAUGUGGGGAUAAUAUAACUGACGAGGAUAUGUUGGAAAAGACUCUUACGACUUUUCAUGCCUCCAAUUUGGUAUUACAACAACAGUACCGUGAAAGGGGUUUUAAAAAGCAUGCUGAUUUGAUAUCAUGUCUUCUUGUGGCUGAGCAACACAAUACCCUUUUAUUGAAAAAUCAUGAAGCCCGUCCCACUGGAACUGCUCCAUUCCCGGAAGCGAAUGUGGUAGCAACACAUGGCCCAACUGAAAGAAGACAAAAUAAUCGAGGCCAUAAUAAUGAGCGUGGGCGUGGCAGGGGCAAGGGACGAUAUAAUAAUCGUCGUGGUGGUGGUCACCAUAAAAGGGAGAACAAUAUGGGUUAUCAAGGCAAUCCUUCAAGGAACAACUGUCAUCGUUGUGGUUUGAAAGGUCACUGGAAAAAUGAAUGUCGGGCGCCUGAAAAUUUUGUCAGGCUUUAUCAAAAUUCCUUCAAAAGAAAGGCAAAUAGAGAUGGUGCCUCUUCUGCUAAUGCCCGGGUGGAGUCACACAUGACUUUUAAAAAUAACGAUGAGGCAGGGCCUUCACGAAAAUAUGAUGAUAAUGUUGAAGCUAAUUUGGCUUUGAAAGAUGAUGAUUUUGAUGGGCUUGAUGAUAUUACUCAUUUGGAAGUUGAAGACUUCUUUGGAGAUCGAAAUUGA
This is a messenger RNA of Lycium barbarum (goji berry), 948 nucleotides long. RefSeq lists its product as uncharacterized. NCBI's taxonomy places the organism in Eukaryota, Viridiplantae, Streptophyta, Magnoliopsida, Solanales, Solanaceae. Gene Ontology annotation, molecular function: zinc ion binding; nucleic acid binding. Bases 1 to 948 code for a protein of 315 amino acids. The transcript is spliced from 2 exons. The record is from RefSeq and is a predicted model, not a curated record.